UAGCUUCAUUCCUGGCAGUGCUAGAGGAUCAGGCAGGGCUAGGGCUCACACCUAUGGCUCAGUAACUUUCAUUGAAACUUUAAUGUUUAUGGUUCUAGGCUGUGCACCUUCUCCAAGUGCUUAUGAUGUGAAAACUUCAGAAGCUGUAAAAGGACCAGUAUCUUUUCAGAAAUCACAAAGAUUUAAAAAGCAAACUGGCUGUGCACCUUCUCCAAGUGCUUAUGAUGUGAAAACUUCAGAAGCUGUGAAAGGACCAGUAUCUUUUCAGAAAUCACAAAGAUUUAAAAAGCAAACUGAAUCUCAAGAAAAUCUUAAUUGCAGCUGUGAUGGUACUGUGCUUGCUUCAGGAAUAAGAGCUAAGCCUUUAAGACCAAAAAAGUCUCAAAAAAAUGACAAAGGCUUGAAAUUGAAAAAAGAGUUAUCCGAAAAUGGCCAGAGGAACCAGGAAGUUCGAAACUGUGAGCUGCUGAAACACAGCCAAAGAGAAACCAAGAUGAAGAACGUGAUGGCCAAACAGGAGGGCAUGGAGAUGAAGCUUCGGGUUACCCAGGAGACUUUUGAAGAGAACCAGGGGAAAGUCACACAACUGGAGGGGAAACUGUUGGUCGACUUGCCUCCAAGGAGUUGUGCAUCAGAACAGUUGAAAAAGUAUAAGCUAGAGAUAGCUCAAUUAGAAGAAACUCUGAAAGAGAAGAUUCAAGAAGUGUUAAGCCUUCAGCAGUCUCAAGAGGAAAGUGCUAUGUUGUCAAAAGAAGUGCAAGACUUGAGUACUAAGUGUCAACUGCUUGAGAAAGAAAAAGAGGAUCUUGUCCAUGAGUAUAAAGAACGAGAAGAAAAUCUAUGUUCUGAAAUGCAAAAUUUGAAGGAGAAACUUAUUCUUGAAAAACAAGAACAAGAAAAACUGCGACAAAAAGAUUUGCAAGUGGAUUCCCUCCUGCAACAAGAGAAGGAAUUGUCCUCUAGUCUUCAGCAGAAAUUAUGCUGUUUUCAAGAGGAAAUGACUAAAGAAAGGAAUGUCUUUGAGGAAGAAUUAAAAAAAGCCCUGGAAGAGCUGGAUAUGUUACAGGGAAAAGAACAACAAGCUGAAAAGCUGGUCAAGGAACUGGAAGAGGAAGUAAGAUCUAGAGCAGAAGAACUCAAACUUCUAGAAGAAAGGCUGAAAGGGAAAGAAGCUGAACUGGAAAAGAGGGAAUCUGCUCAUACACAGGCUACUCAGCUCCUGCAAGAGAAGCACAGCGUUGCAAUGCAGAAGCUUGGUGACAUGAUGGCUGAGUUUGAAAGCUAUAAGGCAUUAACAACAAGUGAGAUCAAAGAUCUGAAGGUAGAAAACUCAUCACUGCAGGAAAAAGUGGCUAUGGCUGAGAAAUCUACAGAGGAUGCUCGAUCUGAGAUGAUGACCGCCAAGAGUACAAAUGAAGAGUAUGCCAGGAGCCUUCUAGACUUGCAGAACAAAUGUGCACUUCAGGAGGCAGAAAUUAAGCAAAUCAAAGCUUUAUCUCUUGAAGAAGUAACUGAUUUGCGGAACCAACUCAAGCAUCAAAGUGAUGACUUUCAGAAACAACUAGAAGAUGCUGAGAGGAAAGCUGAAAAAGAAAGUGUCCUAGCAGAAUUGACUGAGGAAAUGAAUAAGUGGCGGCUCCUUUAUGAAGAACUGUAUAAUAAAACAAAACCCUUUCAGUUACAACUGGAUGCAUUUGAAGCAGAAAGACAGGCUCUGUUGAAUGAACAUGGCGAAGCUCAGGAACAACUAAACAAUCUAAGAGAUUCAUAUGCAAAAUUAUUGGGACAUCAGAAUCUAAAGCAAAAAAUCAAGCAUGUUGUGAAACUGAAAGAUGAAAACAGCGAGCUCAAAACGGAAUUGUCAAAAGUUCGCUCUCAACUUGCUAAAAAAAAGCAAAGUGAGGCAAAGCUUCAGGAAGAAUUGAAUAAAGUUCUGGGCAUCAAACGCUUUGAUCCCUCUAAGGCUUUCAGUCAUGAAAAGAAAGAAAAAUUUGUUCUUAAAACUCCCUUAAAAGAAGCCAAUGCAAACUGCUGCUGAGCUUCUGUGGAGUUCCCAGGAUCAAGCAAGUAAACCUCUGAAGAUCCUGCCGAAGAUGUUUUUAUUCUUAUUUCAUUGUACUUUUGUUGCAGUUAAUAUUCUCAUAUUGUGUGCCAUGUUAACUUCCUGUUCUUAAAUAUGUGAGAGGAAGUCCCAUAUUUACCACUGUGUCUUCUAAUGUAUUACUUCCUUGAUUUUCACCUUUAUCUUCCUGUACUACAUUUUCAGUUGACUGUCACACUAUAAAGUGUAUUUGUAAAGAUGACUUUCUUGACAAAACUAA
Suncus etruscus (white-toothed pygmy shrew) is the source of this 2321-nucleotide messenger RNA. It is a transcript of the gene HMMR, whose product is annotated as hyaluronan mediated motility receptor. Gene Ontology annotation, molecular function: hyaluronic acid binding. The coding region runs from base 83 to 2038 and encodes 651 amino acids. The transcript is spliced from 17 exons. The record is from RefSeq and is a predicted model, not a curated record. NCBI's taxonomy places the organism in Eukaryota, Metazoa, Chordata, Mammalia, Eulipotyphla, Soricidae. Gene Ontology annotation, cellular component: membrane.